Molecule: messenger RNA, 2468 nt
Organism: Drosophila subobscura
Lineage: Eukaryota; Metazoa; Arthropoda; Insecta; Diptera; Drosophilidae
Product: proteoglycan 4
Exons: 4
Coding region: 31-2310 (759 amino acids)
Source: RefSeq, a predicted model, not a curated record
UGUUGCAUCAGUGAAAUCCGGAAGGUCAAGAUGAUCCGGAGUAGUUUUGUUGUUGUUGUGCUGUGGACUGCACUUCUAACAACCACCCUUAGCGCACAGUCAACAGAAGAAGCAAUAGCAGAGGAAACAACAAUAGAUUUACAAAAUGAACGAGCAUCAAUCUUAUGCACUCUAUUUCCACGAUUACCAAUAUGCAGAACCACUAUACCUCCUGAAAUAACCACAACUACCGAGGAAUCAACAACCACUGAAGCCCCUACAACUACCCAGGAAACAACCACCACUGAAGCCCCUACAACUACCGAGGAAACAACAACCACUGAAGCCCCUACAACUACCGAGGAUACAACAACCACGGAAGGCCCUACAACUACCGAGGAUACAACAACCACUGAAGCCCCUACCACUACAGAGGAAACAACAACCACUGAAGCUCCUACAACUACCGAGGAAACAACCACCACUGAAGCUCCUACAACUACUGAAGUCCCUACAACUACCGAGGAAACAACAACCACGGAAGCUCCUACAACUACCGAGGAAACAACCACCACUGAAGCCCCUACAACUACCGCGGAAACAACAAACACGGAAGCUCCUACAACUACUGAAGUCCCUACAACUACCGAGGAAACAACAACCACGGAAUUCCCUACAACCACAGAGGAGACAACGACAACUGAAGCCCCUACAACUACCGAGGAAACAACCACCACUGAAGCCCCUACAACUACCGAGGAAACAACCACCACUGAAGCCCCUACAACUACCGAGGAAACAACAACCACUGAAGCCCCUACAACUACCGAGGAAACAACAACCACUGAAGCUCCUACAACUACCGAGGAAACAACCACCACUGAAGCUCCUACAACUACUGAAGUCCCUACAACUACCGAGGAAACAACCACCACUGAAGCCCCUACAACUACCGAGGAAACAACCACAACUGAAGCUCCUACGACUACCGAAGAAACAACAACCACUGAAGCCCCUACAACUACCGAGGAAACAACCACCACUGAAGCCCCUGCAACUACCGUGGAAACAACAACCACUGAAGCUCCUACGACUACUGAAGCUCCUACAACUCCCGAGGAAACAACAACCACUGAAGCUCCUACGACUACUGAGGAAACAACCACCACUGAAGCUCCUACGACUACCGAAGAAACAACAACGACUGAAGCCCCUACAACUACCGAGGAAACAACAACCACUGAAGCCCCUACAACUACCGAGGAAACAACAACCACUGAAGCUCCUACAACUACCGAGGAAACAACCACCACUGAAGCUCCUAAAACUACUGAAGCCCCUACAACUACCGAGGAAACAACCACCACUGAAGCCCCUACAACUACCGAGGAAACAACCACCACUGAAGCUCCUACGACUUCCGAAGAAACAACAACCACUGAAGCCCCUACAACUACCGAGGAAACAACCACCACUGAAGCCCCGACAACUACCGUGGAAACAACAACCACUGAAGCUCCUACGACUACUACAACUACCGAGGAUACAACAACCACUGAAGCCCCUACCACUACAGAGGAAACAACAACCACUGAAGCCCCUACAACUACCGAGGAAACAACCACCACUGAAGCUCCUACAACUACUGAAGUCCCUACAACUACCGAGGAUACAACAACCACUGAAGCCCCUACCACUACAGAGGAAACAACAACCACUGAAGCUCCUACAACUACCGAGGAAACAACCACCACUGAAGCUCCUACAACUACUGAAGUCCCUACAACUACCGAGGAAACAACAACCACGGAAGCUCCUACAACUACCGAGGAAACAACCACCACUGAAGCCCCUACAACUACCGCGGAAACAACAACCACGGAAGCUCCUACAACUACUGAAGUCCCUACAACUACCGAGGAAACAACAACCACUGAAGCCCCUACAACUACCGAGGAAACAACAAAAACUGAAGCCCCUACAACUACCGAGGAAUCAACAACCACUGAAGCCCCUACAACUGCUAUCGAAGAGGCAACAACGGAGUGGACCACUUCUUCAACCGACUCGCAGCCAAGUAUAGAGCACCACAUACAUUAUCACGAGAUAUUUGGAGCGCCAGGAUUUGUGCUACCUUUGCCAGGACUUCCACUUCCACCAUUGCUGUUUCCCGGAAGUACCUCACUAACACCAGCUGAUGCUUCCAUACUUGGCAUUAUUCCUGUACCUCCUCCAUUACCUAAACUACCUCCACUACCUCCACCACCUCCACCACCAUUUUUGCCAAGACCACCAGCACUGUUUCCCUUUCACAACAUAUUCGGAAAAUAGGAUACAGUUCACAUCUUAAAAAAAAAAUUACAAUUUUAAAUUAAGAGUACCAUAUUCUGCGCAACUAAAAAUAUUUUGGUUUUCCUGCAGUUCCAUUCCGGGUGCUUGGUUUUGAAAAAUCUUCAAAAAGCAGCACAUUUUAAAUAUUUCUAUUCAGA